AUGCAUUCUGUAGUUGAGAUAAAUGACCCAAAACGACGUAAUGAAAUAGUAAACAACUUUUUGAAAAAUCGGAAAGAGCAUAAAAUCAAGAAUUUACAAGAGCGAUCAGACUUAGAACAUGUAGAAGAUUAUAGAAUUGAAGUAUUUAAACCUAUUUUAGAAUCCAACAAAAAACUUCAAGAAGAAAUUAUAGAUGAAAAGAAUAAAAUAGUAGAAACUCUAAACAACUUUAAAUCCCCUUCUCAACUUUCAAUAGCCCCUGCAACUACACCAACACCAAAGACAAAUCGUAAAAGUCUUAUUAAGCAACCCUCAGUAAUCCUACCUCCCUCUCUACCUAGUUCUUCUUCACCUCAAGUUGUAAGUAAUCUGAUUGUAAGUUAUCUUCAAGAUAAUUCAGAUAGAAGUAAUGCUGGAUACUCAAUCAAGUUCAACAAAGCAGAAAAGAAGUAUGCUAUUGGUAACAAAGACAUUACAUUCGAUCAAAAUAUUAUCAAAGUUAAUAAUGAAGAAUACACAGCAACUGAAGGGUUGAUGGAGUUACUACUCAAAAAGUCUCCUGAUCUAAACAAGGUUACAACUGAAGAUUCUUCAAAUUACAAAAAAAUAUUAUUAUGCUCUAAUGCUCUGUACCAAGGUUUUGAUAAAAAUAGUAAAAGAUAUAAUGCAGAUUCUAGUGAUAAAUGGGCGUUCAUAAAGUCUAAAUAUUUUGUAGCUAAGACCCCAACUACAGCUGGAACAUCUUCAACAUCAGGAAGUUCUAUUUCUUUCAUACCAUCAAAUACCAACUCUCUAAUUGACUCAUUAAGACUAUCUAUUGGUUCAUAUCAGGCUGGUAACAAAGACGAGUAUAAUAAAAUCCAUGCAAUGUUAGAUGAACUAGUCAAACAGAAAGUAAUCAAGAAGAAAGACUUAGGGGUUAUUUAUUUGAAUAUUGGUAUGUAA
Molecule: messenger RNA, 945 nt
Organism: Caenorhabditis briggsae
Lineage: Eukaryota; Metazoa; Nematoda; Chromadorea; Rhabditida; Rhabditidae
Exons: 1
Coding region: 1-945 (314 amino acids)
Source: RefSeq, a predicted model, not a curated record